UUUUGGUCCAGCCCAUCUAAUUUCUUCCAAGUAUUGGGCUUUCCAACUAAAGUCCAGCCCAUAAUUCUUCUUCGUCCGAUCCACUAUCAAAUUUCCGGCGAGACGAAGUUAGUGAACUGCAAAAGCAAGGUUACGACGAUCAAAGGUCUCCGAGAAUGAGUGCAGGUGGAGCAUUUGGUGGAAAUAGAGGACUGAGACCAGUGCCACCUGAAAAAGGAGUUUUUCCUCUGGACCAUAUGCAUUUAUGUGACCUGGAGAAGAAAGAGUACCUCAAUUGUCUUAAAUUCUCUGGGCAUAAAUCUGACAACUGUAGACACCUCUCUAAAAAGUACCUGGUGUGCCGUAUGGAGAAGAACCUGAUGGCAAAACAAGACAUGUCGGAACUUGGCUUUGGCAAGAACUAUGAUGCAGAAACUUCUUCAGAGGAAAGGACCAACGGAACAAUAGAAAAAUGAAGAAUGAAGAAGAUCGUUAAAUUUUGUUAUUUUCUGGGAUCCUUUUGAGAAGCCUGGGUAGAAAGUUAUACAUACAAGCUGUACUAUUUUGAUGUGACAACUUUCAUAGUUGCUUAUAGCAGGUCCUUUCAUAAAUGUAAUGUUUUUUAACCCCCAAAUCCCAACUUGGCUUCUGCAUAACCUUCAUUUUUUCAGCCUCCCUUUUUCCUUUUCUUCUUGUGAAUGAAUUGUGUAUCCUGAGAGCAAAAGUGUAUGGAUAAGAUAAGGAAAUGCUAUGAUACAUUAAAGAUUGGACAGAAGUCCUAUGCUAUGUAUAGUAAAUUAAGUGUUCAUUA
Messenger RNA from Lycium barbarum (goji berry), 790 nucleotides. RefSeq lists its product as uncharacterized. Lineage: Eukaryota; Viridiplantae; Streptophyta; Magnoliopsida; Solanales; Solanaceae. The record is from RefSeq and is a predicted model, not a curated record. Bases 156 to 455 code for a protein of 99 amino acids. The transcript is spliced from 4 exons.